AGAAAACGCAUACCAAAAGUUGAUGCAACAGAAUUGAAAGGAGUUUCAUAUUUUCAAAUUAUUUAUUUGAUCAAAUUAGUUAUUUGAAAAUAGAAAGGUUUAUUAAUUUCACAUACUGAAAUUUCUGACUCGAUUGCAUUGCAGUCUUGUAAGAAGUUCAGGUCUCUUGAAAACAACUAACUUGCUGGUGGAUUGUUAGUAACCUAUACACUUGGUAAAGUACGUCUUCUCUUGUAUUUCAUUUUCAAGAUUCACUUGUUUCUUAUAAAGAUAUCUCUUAAUUGAAAAGUCAUUUCAUCCAGGCGUGCUAUAUUUGUGUACAGAGAAUGGCUCUAACAGAAAAUGAAAAACAAGAAUCUUUAGAGUCUACAGAUAUCGGUUCCGGAAUCAAUGCAAUGACUAACAAGCUGUUGGAUGAUAUUUCUAACGAGUUUGAAACUUUACGAAAACAAUUUGUCGAAAAACUGGAAACAAUGACCAAUCGACUUGACACAUUAGAGGACUCCAUGAGAACUUCAUUAGGUUCGUCACCAUCACCAUCGCUAUCUGUCAAUCCUAAUUUGAAUCCUUCUUCUACAGUAGAAGAUCACAAGCAGCCUGAGUAGCUAGUUUUAACUCAAUUUUCCUUUGAUCUAGGGCGCUACUAUCAUACUCUUACUAAAGCCGAUUCGGAUUGAUCAUGUUCUGUCAUAAGCGAUGAUUAUAAUCUUUCUACUCUUAGGAACUACUUUCUAUGAAUACCAUGCUUCACAACUUUUUUACUCGCUUCUCUUUACUUAAUAGAUUGCAAGCUUUCAUUUGCGUCAACAUAACCUAAGUCUCAAUCAUAUAUACACAGCACACAUAAAUAUAAAAUAUAAAUAAAUAUCCUAUUGGCAUUUUAAAAUCUCAUAAACAAUUCUCAUCA
Molecule: messenger RNA, 907 nt
Organism: Schizosaccharomyces cryophilus OY26
Lineage: Eukaryota; Fungi; Ascomycota; Schizosaccharomycetes; Schizosaccharomycetales; Schizosaccharomycetaceae
Product: heat shock factor binding protein
Exons: 4
Coding region: 327-605 (92 amino acids)
Molecular function (GO): transcription corepressor activity
Source: RefSeq, a predicted model, not a curated record